AAAUGUCGGCAUUUUGCAACUCUGUCAAGCUCAAGCACAUAUCGUGAAAAUGUGUUGGUUAACUUGUUUAUACUAAAAAUUAAUGAUUUUUAGGAUUUUCUUAUAAGUUUGAGAUUUUUUUGAUAAAGUGGUUCAUUUAAUGUAUAGCAACGGUCAAAUAUGUAACAUCAAAACGUUCCUGGCUAUAUAGUUUUUGUAGUUUAGCCACAAGUUUUGGGAGUAAUCUGUUUGCAGAAAAGGCUUCAUUAGGAGGCUUUUUUAAUUUUUUAUUAUAGCAUUAGUUCAAUAGACACCAAUAAGAUGAUGUACACGGGGACUACCUUUGAACAGGAUAACCGGUUCAGUGACAAGGAAAAGAAACUUCUCAAGCAGAUGAAGUUUAAUGAUUGUCUUAGUCAACGGGUGGACAUGUCCAAAAUCAAACUGGAUGUAAUCAAGCCCUGGAUCCAAGACAAACUGACAGAAAUUUUAAAGAUUGAUGAUGAUGUUGUAGUGGAUUUUGUGUAUAACCAACUUGAUGAGAGAUUUCCAGACCCAAAAAAGAUCCAGAUCAACCUCACAGGGUUCUUGCAGGGUAAAAAUGCCAGAGAGUUCAUGGCAGAGUUGUGGGCUUUAUUGAUAUCUGCCCAGGAGAACCCUUCUGGGAUACCUGACAGUCUAAUAGAGCUGAAAAGGGAAGAAAUGGCUAAGAAGAAGGAAAAAGAAGAUCGUGAUAGGGAAAUCCGUGAGCGUGAAAAAUCGAAAGAACGCAAAUACCGCUCCCGAUCACGUUCAAGACGAUCAAGAACCCGUUCGCGAACGCGCUCGCGAUCUCGCUCGCGUGACCGUAAACGCUCCUCAAGUCGCAACGGUACCGAUCGUCGCAGAUCACGCUCGGCCCGCGAUCGUAAAUCGCGCAGCAAGGACAGACGCGCCUCAGUUAUCAACGACAAACGGGCGGCCAGUAAGGAGCGCAAAUCGCGCAGCAAAGACCGUCGUCUGCGUAGCAAAGACCGGAAGUCAAAAAGCAGAGACCGAAAAUCGAGAAGUCCGCAUCGGAAAUCGCGCAGCAGAGAGCGUAAAACCGCGCGUAAAUCAAGCCGAUCGUUUAGUAGGGACCGUCGGUCGAGAAGCCGAGGUCGUCCGAAGAAGAAUGCCGCAAGGUCGAGAAGUAGGGAUCGGGGCUCUCGGAGUAGGAAACGGAGCGCUGGAAGUAGAAGUAAGAGUCGAGGAGUUGAACGUGUCGCAAAGGAACCGGUGGUCAGGAAAUCGGUGUCCAGGAGUCGGUCUAAGUCUGGCUCUCCAAAACGACGGGAACCUACUUCGCCCAACAUAGAAAAUGGCAAGGCGGAGUCUGUAGAGCCUGGAAAGACGGAAGAUAACGGCGGCCAACCGAUAUCCAAACUACAAGCCAAACUUAUGUCAUUGGCCGAAAAUGCGCGUCCAACAUCGAGGUCACGCUCCAGGUCAAAAUCGGCAAAGCCUGCAAGACGUCGUACCCGGUCCAGAUCUAGAUCGAGCGCCUCAUCUACCGGGAAACGUUCCAGAACUCGAUCGAAAUCACGAGAUGUCGCGGCACCUGCUAAAGAAAAGGUCAGGCGUUCGAGAUCGAGUUCGGCCGGAUCGCGGGCUGGCUUUGAGAUUCGGAAGAACGAGAAUAGCGUCCAAAAGAAGCGCCAAUAUCGCUCCAAUAAGGACAGUUCGGAUAGCGAGGGUGAGAAGAAAACGAGAAAAAUAAGGCGAUCGUCGAGGUCCAGGUCGAGAUCGAGGAAACGAAGCCGGAGCCGUAGGAGGAGUCCGACACCGGCUCCCGUCACGAAGAGAUCGCUUAGUAGAAGACGCAGCUUGUCUAGAAGGCGUAGUGUAUCAAAAAGACGCAGCCUGAGCAGACGUCGUCGUAGUCCAUCGAGGGGCCGUAGAAGUCCGUCGAGGGGACGCAGAAGUCGUUCUAGACAGCGCAGAAGCGUCUCCAGGCGUAGAGCUUCGAGACCUAAACGCAGUCACAGUAGAGCCAGAAGUCCCCCAAGAGGACCCCCGAGGGGAGCAAGAAGAAGUCGAAGCAGAAGAAGGUCAAUUAGGCGAAAAAGUAGGAGCCUAAGUCGCAGGAGGAGUCCGGAUAGACGCAUCUCACGUCGCAGCCGUAGCAGAGGAGGAAGCCGUAGCAGGAACCGGGGAGGCGGUUACAGAAGAUCUCCGCCCCGGCCGGAACGCAGAAGAACCCGGUCCAGAGACAGAAGGUCACGCUCAAGAAGACGAUCGGCUGAUAGAAGCAACACUAGAAGAAAGUCGCCUCCGAGAGAUGCUUCCAGGGAUAAAUACCGGAAACCCAGUACUAGUCCCCAAAAACCGGAUAGACGGGAGGAAAAGCAUAGAGACGACGAAUCAAAAGGCAGAAAGGUGGUCGUCGAGGAACGCAAAUCGGCCGCUGCUCUUCCAACGAAAAAAUCUGACGAAGUGAGAGACCGAAAGAAGUCGGAACGGGAGGAAACAAGAAAAAUCAGUUAUUCAGAAAACACUCAUUCGGAUGCUAAGGAGAAGUCGAGGAAGAAGUCACGCAGCAGUAGCCCAAAGAAGAGCUACCCAAUACCGCCUCUGGGUCCUCCGAGAUAUUCGAGAAGCUUAUCGAGAACUCCUUCGCCGUUUAUUAAGGCGAACGAGUUCCCACCGAAGGUGGACAACGCAGAAGAGAAAAAGAAGAAACCGAAGGAGAAAGUGGUGGCCAAAUCAAAGACCAAGGUGAGCAAAAAGAAGUCCUCCCAGUCCAGAUCCGAAUCAGACUCGGAUUCAAGCGAUUCGGAGGCCGAAUAUCAGAAAGAGAAACAGAAGAAGAAGCGAAGCAAGAAGAGAUCGAAGAAACGUGAUUCUAGUAGCAGCGACAGUGAAGAUGAUAAUGAUUCGGUGAAGAGUAAGAAGAGGUCUAGCAGUGUGGACAGUGAGGAAGUUAAGGUUGUCAAGAAACACAAAGAAAAGCGAAAGGAAGAAGAGGUAGAUGUCAAGAAAUCCAGUAAGAAAAAACCACAACCGGCCAGUUCAGAAUCCGAAGACGAACCUCGAAAAACGAAGAAGAAACGCUCAGAUAGCGAAGAGAAACCGAAAAAAAGCAGCAACAAAACGGUCGCAGUGUCGAGCGACAGCGACAGUCCGAGAAAGGGCAGAAAACGCAAAGAAAGCUCCGACGAAUCGGACAACAAUAAGUCAAAGUCCAAAAAAUCGCGUCGUGGAGGAGACUCGUCGUCGGACAGCGACGUGGAGGUGAAGAGGCGCAAACACAAGAAAAAAGCGAAAUCUAAGUCGGACAGUGACAGCGACGAGGAGCCGGAAGACAAAAGGCGCAAGAAGGAUAAGAAGCAUAAAAAGAAAAGAAAACAUUCGAAGAAGCACAAGAAACAUAAGAAGAAAAAGCCGGACAGUGAUGAUUCUGAGAGUGAAGCGGAAGUUGUUGUGGAGGACGAGAAAAAAUUACGUGAAAAGGCUUUAAAAUCGAUGAAACGGCAGAACUCGAGCGAUAAGUCGGACUAACGUGUGGUUUAAGUUGUUUGCUAAUAGUAGUUUUAUUGUCUAAUUCACAUUCACAUAAUCUAACAAUAAUGUUUGGUUAUGUAAAUUGUCACUUAAUUUAGGUAUAUAAAUAUAAGUAGUAGUGCAUAGUGAUGUAUGAAGAUAUAAUUUCUCUUUAAAUAAUUUAAUAGGAGCAUGAAUAUAUUUGAAUGGAAAAAUUAA
Molecule: messenger RNA, 3699 nt
Organism: Anthonomus grandis grandis
Lineage: Eukaryota; Metazoa; Arthropoda; Insecta; Coleoptera; Curculionidae
Gene: Srrm1
Product: serine/arginine repetitive matrix protein 1
Exons: 8
Coding region: 301-3498 (1065 amino acids)
Biological process (GO): regulation of mRNA splicing, via spliceosome; mRNA processing
Cellular component (GO): spliceosomal complex
Molecular function (GO): RNA binding
Source: RefSeq, a predicted model, not a curated record